Chelmon rostratus (copperband butterflyfish) is the source of this 3301-nucleotide messenger RNA. It is a transcript of the gene gfpt2, whose product is annotated as glutamine-fructose-6-phosphate transaminase 2. Gene Ontology annotation, biological process: protein N-linked glycosylation; fructose 6-phosphate metabolic process; UDP-N-acetylglucosamine metabolic process. The transcript has 19 exons. NCBI's taxonomy places the organism in Eukaryota, Metazoa, Chordata, Actinopteri, Chaetodontiformes, Chaetodontidae. The record is from RefSeq and is a predicted model, not a curated record. Gene Ontology annotation, molecular function: carbohydrate derivative binding; L-glutamine:D-fructose-6-phosphate transaminase (isomerizing) activity. Bases 113 to 2164 code for a protein of 683 amino acids.
GGAGUGUGCAGUCGCUCUGGAUUUAACGCGGCAGAGGCAGAAGCAUCACUCCAACUGCGAGUCAUUUUUUCCUCACAGAAACGUGUCCGACAACGACUGCAGAGCUUGAACCAUGUGUGGGAUCUUUGCCUACCUGAAUUACCAAGUGCCUCGCACCAGAAAGGAGAUAUUUGAGACGCUGGUGAAGGGACUGCAGAGACUGGAGUACAGAGGGUACGAUUCAGCAGGAAUCGCCGUGGACGGCCCCAACAAGACCGACAUCAACGGCAACGCCAUCUGCUUGAUCAAGAAGAAGGGGAAGGUCAAGGCUCUGGACGAGGAGCUCUACAAGAAAGACUCACUGGACCUGGACGAGAAGCUGUGCACACACUUUGGCCUCGCUCACACUCGCUGGGCCACACACGGAGAGCCGAGCGCUGUCAACAGCCACCCUCAUCGCUCUGACAAAGAUAAUGAGUUUGUCGUCAUCCACAAUGGCAUCAUCACCAACUACAAAGAGCUAAAGGAGUAUCUGAUCACAAAAGGAUACGAGUUUGAGUCAGAGACGGACACGGAGGUGAUCCCGAAAUUGAUCAAAUACGUCUAUGACAACCGAGAGAGCGACAACGUCACCUUCUCCACCCUGGUGGAGAGGGUCAUUCAGCAGCUGGAGGGGGCCUUCGCUCUGGUGUUUAAAAGCCGUUACUUCCCUGGAGAUGCUGUGGCCACGAGGAGAGGAAGUCCAUUGCUCAUUGGUGUGCGAAGCGAGCACGAGCUGUUGACCGAAAACAUUCCCAUCCAGUACAACAGUGUCCACUACAAGGAGGGAGUCCAGGAGAAGAACAACCAUAACCGUCCUGACUGCUCCAACGCCAUCAACUCUGUGGGGGAUGGCAGAGCUGUGGAGUAUUACUUUGCCUCUGACGCCAGUGCCAUCAUUGAGCACACCAACAAAGUGCUGUACAUGGAGGAUGACGACAUCGCAGUGGUGACCGGCGGGAAGCUGUCCAUCCACAGGAUGAACCGGCAGGCUGGUGAGGAUCCUGUGAGGGCCAUCCAGACCCUGCAGAUGGAGCUGCAACAGAUCAUGAAAGGCAACUUUGAUUCCUUCAUGCAAAAGGAGAUCUUUGAGCAGCCAGAGUCAGUAGUCAACACCAUGAGAGGCCGGAUUUGUUUUGACUCCAACACAGUGAUUCUCGGUGGGCUGAAGGAUCACCUGAAAGAAAUCAAGCGCUGCAAACGGCUAAUCAUGAUUGGCUGUGGCACUAGCUUCCACGCUGCAGUGGCUACCAGACAGAUCCUCGAGGAGCUGACGGAGUUGCCUGUCAUGGUGGAGCUGGCGAGCGACUUCCUGGACCGCAGCACGCCCGUGUUCAGAGACGACGUUUGCUUCUUCAUCAGCCAAUCAGGAGAGACAGCGGACACCCUGAUGGCAUUACGCUACUGCAAGAACCACGGCGCUCUGACAGUUGGUAUAACCAACACUGUGGGCAGCUCCAUUGGUAGAGAAACAGACUGCGGAGUCCACGUCAAUGCUGGGCCUGAGAUAGGAGUGGCUAGCACCAAGGCCUACACCAGUCAGUUUGUGGCCCUCAUCAUGUUUGCCCUGAUGAUGAGUGAGGACAGGCUCUCCCUACAGAUGAGGAGGCAGGAGAUCAUCAGCAGCCUCAGGAUGCUACCAGAGCUGAUUAAGGAGGUGUUGUCCUUGGAUGAGAAGAUCAAGGCCAUCGCCAAUGAACUUUAUCAGCAAAAGUCUCUUCUGGUCAUGGGCCGAGGUUUCAACUAUGCCACCUGCCUAGAGGGGGCGCUGAAAAUCAAGGAGAUCACUUACAUGCACUCGGAGGGCAUCCUGGCCGGGGAGCUGAAGCAUGGUCCCCUGGCACUUAUAGACAAAGACAUGCCAGUCAUCAUGAUCAUCAUGAGAGACUCCUGCUACACCAAGUGCCAGAAUGCUCUGCAGCAAGUCACUGCCAGAUCGGGUCGGCCCAUUGUCCUUUGUUGCCAGGAUGACCCUGAGAUGACUAAGAAUGCCUACCAGACCAUCGAGCUGCCACAUACUGUGGACUGUCUGCAGGGCAUCCUCAGCGUCAUCCCCCUGCAGCUCCUGUCCUUCCACUUGGCCGUCCUGCGAGGAUAUGACGUUGACUUCCCCAGAAACUUGGCCAAAUCUGUGACUGUGGAAUAAUUACAGCUAACAAAGCACAGGAGAGGAGGAAGGAGGCUCAUAGAUUUACAGUGCAAUUGUGCAAUUGAACAUUCAGUAUGUGUGUGUGUGUGUGUGUGUGUGUGUGUGUGUGUGUGUGUGUGCAGGUUGGGGUGAAGUAGGGGGCUGUGUAUGUGUGCGUGCACAGAUGAUCGUGUGAGUGAGAGAAAAUAGGAGAUUAUAGCGGGGCGAUAUGGUACAUUUUUUUUAAAAAAAAAGAGAAAUGUGAAGUCCGACCAAUACACUGCUGAGGAAGUGCCAGUGCCACUGAGGCCUCGCGGAACAAUCUAUGAAAACAACAUCAACGCAUCCAAAGCAACAUGCUGUGCCUUUUGUCUUAUCUCAAGUUGAGCCAAAUACACACAAAACAGGCUUAGCAGAAAAGUAUUGAUGAGGUUUAUUGAAGUGUUUACAGUUGUGCAAUAUGGGGACCAAAUGUGCAUUAUGAAUGUACACAAUCAUGAGUGAGGUGAUUACUUCUCUUCCUGUUUUAUUCAUUUCUGAUGACUGUUGGGGCCUUUUUACUUCUCUUUGCAAAAUGGAAAAUGUAGGAAUUUAACAGUUUUAUUCCAGUGAGUUCUCUGAAUUAUGAAAGUGUCGUUGCACAUUCAUGUCAUCGUGGUACCUGGUGUGCCAUAUAUUCAUAAUUUCAAUAUUUUAAGCAAAAGCGACCAGAAGGAAGUUCCUCAAUCUAGCUUUCACCUUUGCUUCAUUCUUUUGAUUUGUUCCUGCUCCAUUUUAUAGCUAUUUCAUUUUAAUUUAAACUAUAUUGUAAGUCAGCUCAUGGUAGGACGUGAACUUCUUUUCCAGAAUUUCUUUGUACUUCUUCUUGUCAUAGGGUGGAGCAUUUUUAUAGACAUACAUUAGGACUAUUUAAAGAGCACUCAUGCAGCAAAAAAAAAAAAAUGUACCAUGAUUUUCAAUAAUACUUUUUGUCAGCCAGUUGUAUGGGUUUAUGAUACUGAUAAUAUUCUGUAUUUAUCUGAUUUUUAUUUUAUCUGAUUUUUAUCUUACAGGGACUUAAGAGACGGUUUGAUUUAUAUCUUUAACAAUGUAUUUUAUACUGUAUGCUUUGUAGACAUAACAGGCACAAUCAGUCAAUAAAAAGAUAAAGCAUUC